Messenger RNA from Ogataea polymorpha, 1980 nucleotides. RefSeq lists its product as uncharacterized. NCBI's taxonomy places the organism in Eukaryota, Fungi, Ascomycota, Pichiomycetes, Pichiales, Pichiaceae. The transcript has a single exon. The record is from RefSeq and is a predicted model, not a curated record. The coding region runs from base 1 to 1980 and encodes 659 amino acids. Gene Ontology annotation, molecular function: ATP binding; RNA helicase activity; nucleic acid binding.
AUGGAAAACAGCCAACACAAAGAAGGCUCUGCCGCGCUCUUUGAGAGCGACGACGAGGUCCCGUCAGAAACGGACGCCGACGCAGAAAACCUGGACCCGGCCAAACUGCUGCAGGCCAUCAACGAGAAGAACAAGAAGUCGGUGCCCGAGCACCCUCCCAGCGAGCACCCGUACACCAGACGCCUCUACAAGGAGAGCGUGUUCAUCAGCUCGCUGUCGCCGGACGAGGUGAACUCUUUGCGGCUGCGCGACGCGAUCACCGUACGUGGCAAAUCUGUUGCCCGGCCUAUCAUCACGUGGGACCAUCUGGGACUGCCUCUUUCGCUACGGAGUGCGCUGGACUCGCUCGGUUUCGAGGCUCCCACGCCUAUCCAGUGCGAGGCUCUCCCGAACGUGAUGAGCGGCCACGAUCUGAUUGGAAUUGCCAAGACUGGCUCUGGAAAAACCCUUGCGUUCCUGCUGCCUUUGUUUCGCCAGCUGCUUGCGAACCCAGCGGCGCCGUCUGUGCGUGCUCUGGUGAUGACGCCAACCAGGGAGCUGGCUAUGCAGAUCUUCCACGAAAGCAGUGUUUUCCUCCAGGCGCUCAAGCUGCGUGGUUGCUGCUGCUACGGCGGACAGUCUAUUAGUCAACAAAUUGCGGAGAUCAAGAAAGGCUGCGACCUGGUAGUCGGCACGCCGGGACGGAUCAUUGAUCUGCUGUGCGCGAACAAUGGCCGCGUUCUGCGGCUCAGCCAUGUGACGUACCUCGUUCUGGACGAGGCCGACCGCAUGUUUGACAUGGGGUUCGAGCCACAGGUCAUGAAGAUCCUGAAGGUGACGAGGCCUGACCGGCAGACCGUUCUAUUUUCGGCAACAUUUCCUCCGCGGAUGGAGGCUCUUGCAAGGCGGUGUUUGACGGACCCGGUCGAGGUGCUUGUAGGCGCCAAGAAUCUGGUGAACGACAAGAUCACGCAGCAGUUCGAGGUUCUGGACGAGGAGCAGAAAUUCGGCCGUUUGGUGCAGGUUCUGGCCCGCUUCCAGAGCACCGACUCGGGAAAAAUACUAAUUUUCGUCGACAAGCAGGACAGCUGCGACAGUCUGGCUAAUCAGCUCAUCAUCAGAGGGUAUCCAGCGCUGUCGCUGCAUGGCGGGAAAGAGCAGAUCGACAGGGACGGCAUCAUUUCUGAUUUCAAGAGCAACGUGAUUGACAUAUUGGUUGCUACGUCUGUUGCGUCGCGCGGAUUGGACGUGAAGGACCUGAAUUUGGUGGUCAAUUACGACUCGCCCAACCAUAUGGAGGACUAUGUGCACCGCGUGGGGCGCACGGGGCGCGCAGGCCGCUCGGGAACGGCCAUCACGUUUGUCACACGGCACCAAGAGCGCAGUGCCAGCGACAUAGUGCGGUUGCUGGAGCUGUCGGGCACGCAGCCGCCUGCAGAGCUGGUGCAGAUUGCGAGCCGGUUCCGCGAAAAGCUCAAGCGUGGCGAGGCGAAGUACGGGUCUGGGUUUGGUGGCCGCGGGCUGGAGAAGCUGGCCGAAAUCAGGGAGCAGAAAAAGAAACUGGACCGGACGCUCUACGAGGGCGAAAACGGCUCCGAGACCAAUGACGACGACGACGACGACGAAACGGCAGAGGUGCCGUCCAACAAGCUGAAGAAUUUCCAGGUCGUGUUUGGCAGCAUCAAGCGCGGUCCAGACUCCGCCAUCCACCACGCCAAGAUGAACAUCAACGACUUGCCACAGAGCACGCGUUGGCACAUGUCCAAUAAGGACAACAUUAAUAAGGUCGUCGAGGCGACGGGCACGUCGAUCACCACCAAGGGCCGCUACUACGGGCCGGGCAAGGAGCCUGGAGCCAAGGAAGACCCCAAGCUGUACCUGCUGAUCGAGGGCGACAACGAGAUGAGCGUGCGCCAGGCGGUGGAGAUGUUCAAGCGGAGUCUGGUCGAAGGUCUGAAGGAUUCUUUGGACGAGCGCAAGCGCAAGUUCACCAUUGUGUAG